This is a messenger RNA of Dimorphilus gyrociliatus, 4006 nucleotides long. The record is from the annotation of a GenBank genome assembly. Lineage: Eukaryota; Metazoa; Annelida; Polychaeta; Dinophilidae.
AGAGAGAGAGAGAGAGAGAGAAAGACACUCUUUCGUCUCUUUAAUCUUAUUUGGAUACCUUGAAUAGAAAAUUAAUAAACUUAUAGUUUAUUUUACAAACAAACAAUCGUAUGGCGGCCAAUUUCGAAGGUAGUUUUGUCAAUUUUAAAAGAAAUUAACAUAGCCAAUGAAAAGUUAAGAGCAAAAGAUAAAUAUUGAACACGCAAAAGAUCUAGCAACCAAAAGCUUAAAGGUCUGUGCGUUUCUUUCAUAUCCGCCGACAGAUUGGACAAGUUCAGGGUUAAGUAGCCAAGGGUAUGUGUGGAUAGGAACUGGUUAAAAAUUUGAUAAAACAUUAGGAGAGAGAGAGAGAGAGAGAGAGAGUAAGCGAGUGAAAAAGGGAGAAAAGUCAAUAAGAAUACACAUUUUUCUUUUAUAAUUUAAACAUGAUAUUAAUCAAUUUCACAGAAUUUUCGGAAAUAUUAAUUCCAACUAAAUAAAUAGCAUUGGCCAUGUUCUAGGCCUGAACGCACUAUAAAUCGAACUUUAGCAAACAUUAACGGUAAAAACAAUGUUUGCACGGCAUAUUUAACAGACAAUCUCGAAAAUCAGCAAAAACAGGAGCUAGCUUGCCUAGCCUCGUGAAAAUAUUCACUUUUAAACGCUUCCCCUUAGAAAUAGUAGUAGUAAUAGUAGUAGUAUCAGCAGGCCCAGUUAACAUGACAAAUCCUUCAACAUCAGUAUUAAGAUAAAUAGACUUGUUAAUCGUGUUUGAUAGACAGAAUAUAAAGAGAGGAGGACGCCACAAGGUAAGCUAAAGUGUUUUAUCCUCUACUCUUUCUUUCCCCUUCCUUCUCUUUCUCUCUCUCUGUCGCUUUCGGCAAUAUUUUUGAAAAUAAAUACAAGUUGUAAGCAAAGACAAAGAGAAAGAUAGCGUUCAGUAAUAAAACAUACAAACACAGACAAAUAGAAUUGUUACAUGUAAAUGAUCAAUUUUUUUGAACGCCUUCCAUAAGAGGAUAGGCAAUUUUCGUAAGGAAAUUACCUGCACAGCAUGUUUUCAUCGAUUCCCAUCUGGCAGGUGAACUCUGCCGCCAAAGGUAAAAAUAAAAAAAAAAGGGAGAAAAAGAACGAGAGAAAAGAAAAAUAUUCAGGUUGCACAGUUAUAGAAAGAGACCACCCUUAUCUUCCUCUCUCUCUUUUUUAAGUGCUCCCUAUAAUCAUUAUAGUUCAGGGCACUUUUGCGGAUUUAUAUUUCGUUGUUCGACGUUAUUGACACGAUUUUACGUUUCUAUUCACAAAACUUGUUUAGUUCGAACGUUUCGCUAGUCUUAAUGCGUCAACGACAAAGUGCCGACGGCUAAUUAUCCGGCCACAAAUAUAUAUAUAUAUAUAGUCUGUAGAAAAACGUACACAAUCUUUCCCAUUUUGCCUUUUUGUUGUUAUGGAAACGUUUGACAAACGGAAUCGUUGCUAUACAACGGGCGACCAUCUUUCUUAUUGGAAAUAUACUCAGCCACCGGCCAUGACUGAUUUCAGCUCAGCUAGUUCGACAAUUUCCAGUGAUUACGGUUCUUGGAUAACUGCACCUUCGGAAACGGGAAAUUUUAACGAAACUUGUCUAUCCUUAUCAGUUAGGUUUAAAGUUGAAAAAUGUGAUAAGGAAAAAGUUAAAUCGUUAUACGAGCCAAUUUUUAGUUUAAUCGAUGAAAAUUCGGAUUUAUUUACCUUUGACGAUUCGGAUAAUGGAGAAAAGUCUAUCAAGGACCAAAUACCUUCGGUAACUGUAUCUUCUCUAGCACUGAUGGUCUUCCAUAAGGAGAAUUACGUGACGGAAAAGCAGCAAUCUGUUAAAAUGGUAAAGGAAUGUUUGAAAAAGCCUCCUUGGGUAUUACAUCAUACAGAUUCAACAACGAGGGGCUCUAUUCACCCGUAUCCAUUUAACAAUUUGGACUAUUAUUCGUGUUCAUCCAAUCUUCCUCUAUUGGCCCUUAGGCAGGUUCAUUACGGAAAGGAAAUAAUUCGUAUAGUUCGAUUCGUGUCGCAUAAAAAUUGGCAGGAUCAAAUCAACUUUUAUUCACUAGUUAUCGCUCAGAAUGCUACAAUUAUAAGAAAUGAUUUUUGCCUAUUUAUACUUAAAUCAACUAAAAAUACGAAAUUUCAAUUGCAUUUCGCCUUAAAAAAGGCUCCUGACAAAGUCAAAGUGUCAAAGGUUAAUGACUGCUCUGUGCAAUUUUCUGUUGACAAAAUUGGUCAUCUAGUACCACUAUUACCUAAAACAGCAAACCAAAUUUCCGAGAAUUUAUGGCUGAGUAAUGACUUGGACGACAACGAAAUUCUUUUUUCAACAGUCGCCGGUUCAACGUGGUCCUCUAGGAUUUCUCUGUCGCACGUUUCCGCGUCAGUCGACCACGUCAGUAGGGGAGAAAACAACGACGACGACGACGAUGACGACAACGACAACGAACCUGGUCGUCGAGGCAUUGACAGAAAGGACUACGAAACUGCUAGUGUUCUUUCUAAAACUCCCAGCAGCAUUUCCAUAACUCAAUCUGAACUUUCAACACUGUGCCAUCAUAUAGAACCGAAACGUCCCGUUAAACUUACAAAGACUUUGGUAAGAAGUAUAAGAGAUAGUAGGGAGCAGAUGAAGAGGAUAAGAGAAGGAGAUUCGGGCGUAGAUUCUCCAAAUAGAGCGCCAUCUACCGCCAGAUCUUUAACUCCGUGUUCGGCAACUUCUAGCAAAUGCUCAGACAAACUAUCUCCACGGGUAUUUUUGAACGAACCAAGCCAAAAGGUAGUUCAAGGCUUAAAAGGUUUUUACGUUUAGGAUAAAACAAAAAAACAAACGAACAGACAAACAAACAAACCAAUCAGAACAAAUAAAUUGUGACUUUUUAUAUUGAGAGUUCCGUCCAACUUGGCUUUAUAUAUUUUAUUCUAUUAUCGUUCUUUCUUUCACCGUCCAAUAGUAGUUAGUGUAUUCGGUUGUACGUAGAACGAAUGAAGAUUGAUAAACGCUCCAUGACCGAUGGAGGCAGUUGAGGAAAGAUGACGAGAGAAGAAGAGAGAAAGAUCGGGGUGGAGAGAAGAAAAUCAGGAAAAAAGACAGUUCGAUCAAGCGAUCGACAGAUAGAUAGAUAGAUAGAUAGGUAGUUAGAUAGAUAGAUAGAUAGAUAGAUAAAUAAACUAGAUAGAUUGAAGGACAGAAACAAGAACAAACAAACAAACAAACAAACAAACAAAUAGACAUGCUAUCGAUGCUAUUACAGCGAUUCCUGACAUCAGUUAAACUCCGCCCCUACUUUACCCCUUCUCCCUGUAUCUGUCUCUCGUUCCUUGUCCCCUUUCCUAGAAUAAAUCCAUCUACAACGCUCUUUUCCUUUUACUUUCUCUCAAUAUUUGUACAAGACUAAAAGUUGAAACGAAAAGAAAGUUUGCUUCUCUUUAUAUUUAAAUAAAUAAUCAUUUUACACCUGUUCUUAUUCAUUGUAAUUACCUUUUUAUUAAAGUUUAUAUGCUUCUACGAUACGCAUGGCAGGAAGCGCUGUAAAACGAAUGGCUUUAUGAUAGUUUUAUCCGGCUAAAACGUCUUUUUUUCUUUUUAAUUAUGCAACAGCGAUGAGGUAUAUUCUACUUUGAUUCGUGAUGCAUGUUCAAUGACUAUUUUUUCCCCCCUCUUUCUCUUUUUUCCUUUCUAUUCUGUCAGUCAGUCAGUCUAUCAUCCGUCUAUCUAUGUCUUUCUCUUUCUCUGUCUCUACCUCUCUCGUUCUGUAUGCUCUUUCUUCCCUCUUCCAUUCCUUCUCUGCUCAAUCGAUUGGCAUUCAUAUGGUUUUUUUUGUCAUAUUUUUCCUAGUCGCUUCUUUGUAUUCUUUAGCUUAAGAAAGAUAGAGAGAAUUAAGGAUACCUCAUGGGCGGUGAGGAAGUUAGAUAAAACUUUAUGACCGACUAAAAGGACGUUAAAAACUAGAUGAAUAACAACAUAAAAAUAGUCAGAUGACUAUUAUUACGAAAUUAUAGAUGUCUC